This is a messenger RNA of Leptopilina heterotoma, 4363 nucleotides long. It is a transcript of the gene mew, whose product is annotated as integrin alpha-PS1. Gene Ontology annotation, biological process: cell adhesion mediated by integrin; integrin-mediated signaling pathway; cell-cell adhesion. Gene Ontology annotation, molecular function: integrin binding. The transcript is spliced from 18 exons. NCBI's taxonomy places the organism in Eukaryota, Metazoa, Arthropoda, Insecta, Hymenoptera, Figitidae. The coding region runs from base 679 to 3978 and encodes 1099 amino acids. Gene Ontology annotation, cellular component: external side of plasma membrane; integrin complex. The record is from RefSeq and is a predicted model, not a curated record.
UCAACAUUCAAACAAAAAUUUUACUCAUUUUUUAACACUAUUUUUCACCAUUUUCACACUUUUAACUCAAUACAUAACGUGAGGAAUACUAAAAAAAACAUAAUUUUGAAAUAACCAGUAAAAUGGAAAUUAUUUUAUUCUUCUUUUCUUUUCACGUAUAUAAAUAAUCUCAUAAUUUUAUCUCCUCAUAUUGAAUCAUAUGCCAGAGAAAGAUAAACGUAUGUAAGGUCACGAUAAUAUAGAAAGAGAGGGAAAAGGAAAUAUUUUCCGUCUGCUUCCCAACGUCUGGGUGUGACUAGAAUUUAAUCUUAAAUAUUUUCAAAUUUUAAAUAAACACGCAUAUGUGAUUCAGUUCUAAAUUCAAUGAAUGCCAUUCCUAUGAAUUAUCAACUGAUUAAGAAAAUUAAAAGAAUGAAGUAAAAUUACUUAGAGGAAAUGAAUAGAGUGAUAAAAAAUAGUGGAAGAGAGAUGCGGGUUGUAUAGUCAUUUCAGAGUAUAUAGAAAUUUCCAUUGAAGUGAUUCAAGUGAUUGUCGUUUCUUGUUACAAGUACGUGGGUGGAUCUUGAUUAAGAAUCCGAGGCAUUUUGAGGUGAGACGCCGAGAGACAUUGUGUGAAUAAAAAAAUCAUCGACUCGAUGUGGCGUUCAACGUAAAUCGAAGGGAAAUCAAAUAAUUCAAAUGUAUUUUGUAAAAAUGCAGGGCGGCAUUAUAUUGUGUCUUGUGUUAUCUAUAUUAUCUAGUGUAAACAGCUUCAAUUUGGAAGCACGGAUACCUGUUAUAAAGAAAGGAGUAAAGGGCUCUUAUUUCGGUUUCUCUGUAGCUGAACAUCAAGAAAUUUCGGAAAAAAAUGGAGACAAAACAAGCUGGAUUUUAGUGGGUGCACCUCUAGAUCAAAAUAUACAACCCGGUACGAAUAGAUCAGGUGCAUUAUGGAAAUGUCCCUUGACUUCAACUUUACGAGAUUGUCAACAAGUUAUCACCGAUGGACAAAAAAGAGACGAAGGUGGUCAAUAUGAUUCAAGUAUUGAUAGUGAGGAAUUAAUUCCACCUGGUAAUGAUGAAGUGAAAGAUAACCAAUGGCUUGGAGUUACAGUACGAAGUCAAGGUCCUGGUGGCAAAGUAAUGGUUUGUGCUCAUCGUCACAUAGUGAAAUCGAAGGAUUCGAUGUGGGGACAAGGACAAUGUUACGUAUUGUGGCAGGAUUUAAAAGUGAAAGAUUUAAAGAAGCCUUGUUCCGGGAAACCGACUGACAAAGCACAUGAACAAUUCGGAUAUUGUUUGGCCGGUACAAGUGGAUUAUUAACUUCAGAGGAAUAUGUUAUGAUUGGCACACCGGGUCCUUAUACAUGGCAAGGAACCGUUUAUCUUUCAACUGUUGAGGAGAAUUUUUUCGAGAGGGAUAAUACGAUUUACAAUGCUCCCAUGCAGGAUGCUUCGCCUGUCAAAAAAUACAGUUAUCUCGGGAUGUCCGUCGCUGUUGGGAAUUUUUUCAAGAACGGAUUGGCGUACGCGGCUGGAGCACCGCGUUCGAAUGAAACGGGACAAGUUGUUCUUUUUGUGAGAAAUGAAGGCAAAGCUGAUUUACAAGUUAUCACGACUUUGGACGGUGAACAAUUGGGUUCGAGUUUUGGUUAUGAAAUCGCUUCGGCUGAUGUAAACGGUGACAAAAUUUCAGAUCUCUUUGUCGCGGCUCCAUUUUAUUUUAAUAAAGGUGAAGGCGGUGCGGUGUAUGUUUACACAUCCUUGGAGAAAAAUAUGAAAGUUUGCAAAAAAUGCGCACCUACGAAAUUAGUCGGUAAAGAGGAAUCAAGAUUUGGUUUUGCAAUAGCCAAUUUAGGGGAUUUGAAUCAAGACGGAUAUGAGGAUAUCGCUAUCGGUGCGCCUUAUGAAGGAAAAGGAACUGUUUAUAUUUACCUUGGUUCUAGGAACGGUUUGAUUACUGUUCCAUCACAGGUUAUUCAUUCGGAGGAUACGCCUGUACCAUUGCGAACAUUUGGAUAUUCACUUAGUGGAGGAAUCGAUAUGGAUCAAAAUGGUUAUCCAGAUUUACUAGUAGGCGCUUAUGACGAUGCAGCUGUCGCUUUACUGCGAUCGAGGAACAUUAUCAAUAUUACCACCUACAUUCAAUAUUACAAGAAAGACGGAUUGUAUCAAGAGAAAAUAGAAUCCAUAGAUCCGAGUAAACCGGGUUGCUUCGCCGAUCCGCUAUCGAACUAUACUUGUUUCUCCUUUGAAGCUUGUUGCGAGACACGAUCAGUUGUGAAGAGAGAAGGAAAACCGUAUCUAAAACUGAAUUAUUUCAUUGAAGCGGAAACUUAUUCGGGAGUGAAGAAAUUUUCACGUGUUUGGUUCCGAGAACGUGACUCGCGCUCACACAUCAUUCAUCGACAAAUUAUCCUAGAUUCCAGUAAACGUGUCCACUGUCAAUCGGAAACAGUCUAUUUAAAGGAAAAUACAAGAGACAUUCAAUCGCCAAUAAAAUUCCGUCUGAAUUACACAUUAAUACAAGAAGAACCCGCAAUGCCAAGAGAAGGUUCACCUCUACCUGACAUCAAGAAUUUUCCAAUUUUAAAUCAACAAGAAGCUGCUAAAGUAUUUGAAGCAACUUUCCAGAAAGAUUGCGGCGAGAACGAUAUUUGCGAAAGUGAUUUGCGCAUAAAAGCCGCACUCGAUCUUAAAGAAUCUUUGAGUGAACAGAAUUUUUACGAAUUAACAUUAAGAGAGAAUGCAGACAUUGCCGUGAAUGUGACUAUAAAAAAUAUUGGCGAAUCAGCAUACGAGGCACAAUUAUUCGUUGAGCAUUCUUCAAAUUUAAAUUACAUCGGUACAAAGACAAAUGAUUCGGUAAUUUGUAAUGUGCAUAAUACAACGAUUGUUGCUUGCUCCUUGGGAAAUCCUUUCAAAAAGGAUAAAAUUGUCUUCCUACAAGUGAGAUUUGAUCCAACAAAAUUAGAAGAUCAUGAAUCGCAGUUGACUUUUAAGGUUUUUGCUAAUUCAACGUCUAAGGAAGUUAGUGAAAAGUCACCCACGUACCUACAAGCGGCUAUUAUUCGCCGGGCGGAAUUAUCCAUAAAAGGCACUUCGAAAAGUCAGUGGGCCUACUAUGGAGGUCCCGUUAUUGGCGAGUCGGCAAUAAAAAAUCUACAUGAAAUUGGACCAAAAGUUUUUCAUAUUUACGAAGUUUUUAAUGAAGGACCAUGGAGAGUUAGUGCUCUAGAUGUUAAAAUCAGAUGGCCUUAUGAAGUCGCUAAUGAUAAACCGCAUGGAAAAUGGUUACUUUAUUUGGAAGAUAUUCCUUCUGUGCAAGCUCAAGGAACAAGUCGAAAUUGUGAAGUAGCUCCUGGAUAUGUAAAUCCAUUGAAAUUGCAAGGCAGUGUCAGUGAAAUCGAACCACUUGUAACGACUUCCUAUCCUCUUGUCUACAACAAUACGAAUUACAUUAGAAGAAGACGAGACACUGAGAAGGUGGUAAAUACGCGAACUUACAUUAAAGAUGGACGUAGGCAUCAAAUUGUUCACAUGAGUUGCAAAGGACAGACGGCAAAAUGUAUAGACAUUAUAUGCAGAAUUGAGAAUUUGCAAAGAAAAAAGGAAGCAAUUGUUACAAUCAAAGCAAGACUUUGGAAUUCAACGCUUGCUGAAGAUUAUCGAAAAGUGGACGAGGUGCGAAUUGCAUCCUACGCGAAAAUAAUUAUUCCCGCUGGCGUUAUAAUACAACAAGAGAAUGUGUCCGAUGAUUUUACAAUUGCUGAGACUGUCGCGUAUCCGGAUAUAUCAGAUCAACAAGAACCCGAACCAGUGCCAAUUUGGAUAAUAGUCGGCGCAAUUCUAGCCGGCCUAUUAUUAUUAAUUCUCUUAACAUUGAUUCUUUGGAAACUCGGUUUCUUCAAGAGACGAAGACCAGAUCCGACACUAUCGGGUAAUCUCGAGAAGCACAGAGAUGAUAAUCCAGAACAUGAGGCGCUAUUCAAAAACUGAUAUUGUGAGCAAAAUUUACAAAAUGAUGUUUACAAUUUAUUGAAGAGAUAAGGUAAAAUUGUACUUAUAUCCAGUGACUAUAAGAAAACAGACAGUUAUAUUAAUAUUAAUGAAUACGUAUUAAUGAAUUCGUAUUUAUUAAUACGACUGCCUGUUUAAGAAUUCAAGUACAGAGCAGCUAAAAAUAUAUUUAGAAGAUGUGAUAGCAUUUCAUGCUUCCAUGACAUGAAACUUUGGUUUCUGUCAAAUUUCUAUUAGAGCUUCGUUGCUUAUAAAAAAAUUCUCCGCAUACGGAAGCACGUAUGUCUUAAUUUUUUUUUUUAAUUACGGUUACCGUGUCAAUCGGAAGUUGUGUUUUGCGAAAAUGCGCAAUUCGAACUUCUUU